GGAUUUUUCUCUCUUGCAGAUUGUGGAGGCUGUGGUUCAGAAAUAAAAAAUGGGCAGUCAUUGGUUGCCUUGGACAAACACUGGCAUUUGGGCUGUUUUAAGUGCAAUGCAUGUGGCAAGCUACUGAACGCAGAGUACAUCAGCAAGGAUGGCAUUCCAUAUUGCGAAACGGACUAUCAUGCAAAGUUUGGUAUCAGAUGUGACAAUUGUGAAAAAUAUAUUACGGGCAGAGUGCUUGAGGCAGGAGAAAAACAUUAUCAUCCUACCUGUGCACGAUGUGUCAGGUGCAGUCAGAUGUUUGCAGAAGGAGAAGAAAUGUAUCUUCAAGGUACAUCCAUCUGGCAUCCAGCUUGUAGACAGGCUGCCAAGACUGAAGAAAAAAACAAGGAAACAAGGACUUCCUCUGAGAGUAUAAUUUCGGUACCUGCUUCGAGUACAUCGGGUUCCCCAAGCCGUGUGAUCUAUGCAAAGCUUGGAGAUGAAAUUCUUGACUACAGGGAUUUGGCUGCUCUUCCUAAAAAUAAAGCCAUCUAUAACAUUGACCGCCCAGAUAUGAUCUCCUAUUCUCCAUAUAUCAGUUACUCUUCAGAUGACAGGCAUAGUUACGGGGAGGGUGACCAAGAUGACAGAUCCUUCAAACAGUACAGGACAUCAAGUCCUAGCUCUGCUGGCUCACUGGGUUAUGGUCGCUACACUCCAACAUCCCAUUCUCCUCAGCAUUAUAGUAGGCCAGCUGGUACUCAGAGUCUUGGUACCAGUAGCUGCAUCUCCCUGCCCCAACACCCAAGCCCUACAUCUACAUUCAGACAUCAUUACAUCCCUUUCUUCAAAGGCAGUGAAAGUGGUCGGAGCACUCCAAGCUUAUCCAUGUACUCAGACAGCAAAUCUUCACCUUCUGUCUAUCAGCAGGCUCCUAGGCAUUUCCAUAUUCCAGACACUGGCGUAAAAGAUAACAUCUAUAGGAAACCUCCUAUCUACAAACAGCAUGCACUAAGAAGAUCAGAAGGGGAGGAUGGAAGUCUGGAUCAGGACAACAAGAAGCUGAAGACCAGUUGGCUUAUUCUGAAGGGGGAUAUGGACACCAGAACUAAUUCCCCAGAUUCAGAUACCCGAUCCCUGUCUCUUACUCCUGGAACUGACAGAGAAAACUUCCAGAGAGCACAGGAGGGCACUGCCAUGUACUCCCGAUUUCCAUAUUCUAAAUCUACUUCUCUACCUGGCUAUGGAAGGAAUGGCUUGCAUCAGCCUGAACAUAUGGGCCAAUAUGAAACAGACCAGGAGGCGAGCUGGGGGAUGAAAGAAUACAAGGUAAGAAGGGCUUUUCCAACACUGGAAGAACAAUCAGAUUCAGCACUUCCUAGCAAGAUUUAUCCUUAUGAGACACUUAUUGUAACAAAUCGAGUUCGUGUGAAAUUGCCCAAGGAUGUGGACAGGACCAGACUGGAGAGACAUUUGUCCCCUGAGGAGUUCCAGGAAGUCUUCAAAAUGAGCAUUGAGGAGUUUGAUCGCCUGGCACUUUGGAAGCGGAAUGACCUGAAGAAAAAGGCCCUGCUUUUCUAGUCCCUCAUGGAUAAAAUAUGUGCUUAUUCAAAACAGAAAUAGUCUUGCCAGAACUAUCACAUGCACUUGCUGUUGAACCAUUGUCCAGCUUCAUUGUGUUAGUAUGUGUCAGAGGAAA
Messenger RNA from Meleagris gallopavo (turkey), 1678 nucleotides. Lineage: Eukaryota; Metazoa; Chordata; Aves; Galliformes; Phasianidae. The record is from RefSeq and is a predicted model, not a curated record.